UUUCCUAAUGCAGGACUAGGGGGAGCAAUACCCGGUGAAGUCAUCUCAAGUAGAAUUCUCCAUAAUUUAAUUUGUUUGCUUGCUUGUUUAAUUUUUAGUUUUCUUAGUUUUAACCCAAAACCGCUUGCUAGAUAACAACCUAAGCGAUUGAAGUAGGGGAUUAUAGACCGACCCGGGUUGACAAUUAAAUGCUUGCCCUAUACUGCACCCUACUAGAGUUUAUACUUGGGCUCAAGUCAGGAUUUUAUAUUGUGGUAGUUGGAGUGAGUCAAAUUUUUGGCAUUGUUGCCGGGGAGAGGUUAUGGUCCAUUAUCGAGAAAAAGUUGUUUAUUGUUACUCUAGCAUUUUCUAUCUUGUCUUUUGUUUUGUUUUGUAUUUUCAUCUUUUUGUGAUGCAGAGUUGAGCUAUGGAUCCCGAUAGCUUCUCCUACACGUGGGGUUAUCCACCAACACCCGAGUGGUGUUACCCCAAUUCACCAUAGAGCUAUCAAGAAGGAGAGGACUACAGAUUCGGGGUCGACUACCAACAACCUUUCCAUGUUGAACAAUCAUAUGCCCCAGAUGUUUAAGAGUUUCAACCAUACUAUCAAGAUUACCCUUCACAACAUAAAGUGAAGAGCCAAUUGGAGCUAUUGGUAGAGAAGUUCGCAUCAGAUAAUGUGCAAUCAUACUCUGAACCGGCCUUCCCAACCAUCGAUCCACCUCACUCGGAUUUUCUCUAUGAAGCGAAGGAAAUACGCAAGAGAACGGAGGAGCUAAACUCGAUGGUUGAGGAAUCUUGUGCAUGGUUCACUCAAGAACAAUUAUUAACAGUUGGUGAAGAAAAGGAAGAUGAAGAGGCAAGCCUCGAGGAUGAAUUGGAACGGUCAGAAGUUGUCAUGGAUGGCCACCGUGAUGCUAAAGAACUGAAAUGUCCUCUUGAGGAGUCACUGCACUUCAUCUCAAGCAUUAUAGAGGAGGUUAUUAAUGAGGUGAUGAGGAAGAGCGAGGGAAGAUGAGAGAAGAAGUUUUGGAGGAGGUAGAAGCAAAUGAAGAGAAAUUUCUUGAGGAUCCACAAGAGGAUGUGAUAGCAUCAUAUUUGCACCCUCGUUUCUUGAUAGUUUUUUAUCGAGUUUGUGCUUUCUUGGCCUAUUUUAUGCUAGGUUGUGCUCUUUUGUCAUAUUUCAUGUCCUAGCACGUAAAGUGAAGCAUAAGCGCAAGUUUCAAGUCAAUCGGAGAUCAAUUUGCGAUUCGGAAGAAGAAACUCGGGCAUGACCUAAGGAAUAAUGGAUUAAUACCUCAAUUUAUGGAAAAAGAAUCAUGUAAGCUUGUCAUUAAAAUACAUAACGAGAUUAUGAGCGUUUGGUAUCAUACGACGACUGAUUCGGAGUCCGGAUGAGGGAGAAAUGAAGCAUCAAAGACAGUGGAACAAGAGUUGAGGGAGAAGCAUAGAUAGGAGAAACACGAUCGUGUUUUGUUCUCAUGUGCCCGUUUUUUUAGUGACGAGAAGAAACAAGGGGAGGGCUGAAACAUGGCCUAAGAAACACAGUCGUGUUUCUGCCUGCUGCUGGGGUAAAAGUUUGUUUUUUGCGAUUUUUUGAGGGAGAGAGCGGGGUUUUGGUUCCCAAAUACCAAAGGGACGAACCCUAGAGAGAGAGAGAUCGAUUUGGGAACAUUAUUGGAUCUAUUUUGUAGGAUUUCUUCGCGAUUGGAGCUCGGGAAUCAAGUUUAGAUGGAGAUUGAAGAUCUAGAUCAGAUUUUUGCAUUCUCUCUCUUCUCUAUGGAGUAAGUUCCCUUCACUUAAGUUUUGAGGAACCUAGUUCCACGUGUUAGGAUAUUUCUUGUAUGAACCUUUGGAUGUUAUACUAUUUGAUUAUAAUCGAUUAGGCAUGUUUUAUUGAGUCAAUUGAAUCUUGAUCAAAUUCUCUUUAUUUCUGCUUUAACCUUUGAUAGAUAGAAUCAAAAUAGGUUAAGAGAGCUUCCUUGAUUGAUAGUAGCGAAUUGAUUUUACGAGAGUAAGUUAAUUCACUGCUUUGUACUAGAAUUUGUUCCACGUAGUGGAGAUCUGUGUGAAUUGCCUUAGCAUUCUAUCUCGCUGAAGGCUAGUCGCCUGUCGGAUAAUUUUUCUAAGAGGGCUUGGUUAGCUUAAGAGAUUCCAAGUUCUUUUCGGAUCUUCAGUAGUUUCAUCUAUAGUAAAAUGAUCAAAGGAAAUUACAAUUUGGACCUAAUUGAGGAGUUAGAGGGAAUCAUACAUGAGUUAGUUCACAACCUAUAAUUAGAUUAACUUUAAUUGUAGUUUGCUAUAGUAGUUAUAGUUCUUCUAUCUUAAUCUGGUUUGCUAGAUAAUGAACUGAAGCUGAGUAAUAGUAACUCUAGAGACCCGUGGAUUCUAUAUUUCUGACUUGUGCCAUUAUACUGCAUUCCCUUUUAUUGUUUAUACUUGGCCAUUGUUAGGAUUUGUGUUUUAGCGAGUCAUGUUUUUUAUGCUGUUGCCAGAGAAUUUCUAGAUUAUUAGGAAAGGCGGAAGUUUCAUACUUUAGCGUUUUUCUUUUUAUUUUCACCCUUGCUUUUCACUUGGGUGUUUUGUUUUUUGUUUUUUUGUGAAGAUCUGAAACAUGGAUCCUCAUAGAUUCUCUAACCAUUGGGGUUAUCAACCACCAUCCGAGUGGUAUUACCCCGAGACUUCCUGGCGCAAUCAAGGAGGAGAAGACUAUGGAUUCGGGUUUCAGCACCAACCCCCUACGCGGAGAACAAACUGACCCUUGGGCACCUUAAGAACAAUCUCCUUAUCAAGAAGAAUUCCUCCCAUAACCAGAGGGGCCAUCUGAGUUGGAGUUAGCCAUGACGGCCCUCACGGCCCUAAAGUCAAAAACCGUGAAGGUUGCGGCCCAAAGCGGACAAUAUCUUCAUUAAGAAAAGGUUCGGAUGUUA
Molecule: messenger RNA, 2909 nt
Organism: Linum trigynum
Lineage: Eukaryota; Viridiplantae; Streptophyta; Magnoliopsida; Malpighiales; Linaceae
Source: the annotation of a GenBank genome assembly